Messenger RNA from Rhipicephalus microplus (southern cattle tick), 5702 nucleotides. RefSeq names its product sodium-coupled monocarboxylate transporter 1. Gene Ontology annotation, cellular component: membrane. The record is from RefSeq and is a predicted model, not a curated record. Gene Ontology annotation, molecular function: symporter activity. Gene Ontology annotation, biological process: transmembrane transport; sodium ion transport. NCBI's taxonomy places the organism in Eukaryota, Metazoa, Arthropoda, Arachnida, Ixodida, Ixodidae.
GCUUAAAGACAGCCGAAGCCUCCCUUUGCGCGUAGAGACGUUCGAGCCAUAAGUACACCGCGCCACGCAUAGGCUCCUAUUUGACGUCUGGCUGCGUUUCGGAAACAUGAAGAUUAUUAACCACUCACUGAGGUGAAAUUCACUUGAGCUUAAUGACUGCAAUCUGAAGUUUCAUAAAUUGUUUAAAGGGGAGGCUUGACCUGCGAAGGUAAGAGAGGACGUCUCGUUAACUUUGCGAAAGCACGUUCCAGGCAGAGUUUCACUCAGAGCGAACGAACGUCACGAAAAUCGGACCAGCGACAUUAUCCUGAAAGCCACUGGACGAACGACAUAGCCCCGCCUUCAUAGCCUCUGACGUUGACUUGUCGGCAAACUGGUCUAUUGGCGUCCGCGUCGAACCAAAGCAGGAAGAACUCGUAUCUACCAGCAAAAUCCGGCAUCCAGGGGCAGGCUUUUGGUGAGUUGCCUACAAUGCAGUUGUUAAUCUGGGUCGACCUGGGAUGCUAGCUAGUACGGUGAAGACCUUGCAUUACCGUACCACACAAAAUUUUCCAUAAGAAGUGGUCACUACUGGGCCUGCUCGUUUAGGUACGAAGUUACUGCAGUUACAUGCGCUUGCCAGGCCCUCCACUGUAAACUAAUUCUCCAGCCGUCGUGCCGUGCUGGUGAGGUCUACAAGAUUAGCCGUACAUACGCAUCGGCCAGUAAACUAUUGCCUGGGCAUAUAACCACUUCGACGUCAGUGCUACCCAUGUGCAGCUGGCGGGGAUAAAACCUUGUUACGGUCAUGCUGCUCUUGUCUGGUGACCUGGGAGUAGCUACGUAAUGCAGCACAUGACUCACGCCUCUACACUGUCUUAGGAGAGCGAACCAAGUCUGACAAAGUACUAACUUAGAGGAGCCACAGAACCAAAAAAAGACAUUUAAGAAAAAAAAGCAGAACGUUCGAAGCGAGACAACAAGGGGCAACACCUAUACGCGAGGAACCAACAUGGCAGUGGCAGUGCAUAUUGCCGAGUACGUGGUGUUCGGCGUGCUCAUGCUGUCCAACCUUCUGGUCGGCCUCUACUUCUCGUUCGGCCGUCGCUCUCGGGACGGUGGUACCAGCGAGGCGUUCUUGGGCGAUCGCAGCCUGGGCACGCUGCCCCUGUCACUCUCCGUCCUCGCGUCCCUGGUCACUGCGGUCGGUGUGAUCGGCAUCACUGCGCACUUCUACCGCUACGGGCUGCACCUGAUGUGGGGCUCGGUCACCGUCUUCUGCCUGGUGCCGUUCAUCGCUCGCGUUGUGGUGCCCGUCAUCUACAGGCUCAGGGUCACUUCCGUCUUCGAGUACCUGCGGCUUCGCUUCGGAAACAAAGUGGGAGUGACUGCCUGUGCCUGCUACUUCGUAUUGAACCAAAUGCAAGGAGCAAUCAGCAUCUUCGCAGCGGGAGUCACCGUAGCCAUGUCCUUCCACCUGCCGCUUGCAUGGAGCUGCGUGGCCAUCGGUUUUGCCGGCACCAUUUACACGGCGCUGGGUGGUCUCCGUGCCGUGGUGUGGGCUGACGCCGUGCAAGGCGUGCUCAUUCUCAUCUGUCCGCUCACCAUCCUGGUGAAGAUCCUGUACGACUCCAUCUUCGACGUCACUGCCGACGCAUCAGUCGCCAGGCGCCCGUUCAGCGACAUUGACAUAAGGCCCUACAUGUUUCGGACAAGCCUGGACUUCACUUCCGACGAGAACAUGUGGGCAUGCUCAGUCGGCCUGCUGGCCAGCCACAUCUACCGGGUCGCCAUGGAUCAGAUGGUGGUUCAGCGGUAUGCAGCCGCCAGGUCGCUGCCUGAAGCACAGAAGACGGUUUUGGCUGGCAGCGUGCUCCUGGUGGUGUCGACCGGCUUCCUGGGAGUGGUGGCCAUGGCUCUGAUCUACUGGUACCGGGAUUGCGAUCCCAUUCUCUUUGGCACCAUCCACAAGAUUGAACAGUUGAUCCCGCUGUACGUGCACACGAGGCUCUCUGGCAUGCCUGGAUUCUCGGGGCUCUUUGUCACUGGCGUCGUGAGCGCCACGCUCAGCACAGUGACCUCCGCUGUGAAUUCCCUCGCUGCUACCACCUACGUGGACAUGCUGGCUCCGUACAUGAAUAUUCAGGAACGCUGGGUCAGCAUGAUCACCAAGGGACUCGCCUUUGCCUCCGGAUUGUUGAUGACUUUUCUGGCGCUGGCUAUUCCGUACAUUGGUUCAGCAGUGCGGGUGUUUAUGGUUAUGCACAGCAGCACUGCAGGUCCAUUCGUUGGCAUCUAUCUUCUGGCGUUGGCAUUUCCAUGGGCCAAUACAAAGGGCGUCGUUGUGUCUGCGUCUCUCACCACGGCCUUCCAACUGUGGGUGAUGAGUGGCAAGCUGUUCAAUGGCGUCCGACCCCCUUCCAUGGAGGUAACACUCGACCACUGCCCCGGUAACGCUACCAUGCUGGCCGCUAUCGUCGCAUCGAAGAUGGCAGCCGCUGCAGCCGCCAGCAAGCGCGACAUCUUCCCCCUCUACCGGCUGUCUAGCUAUUGGAGCGGCCUCAUGGCUUCCUUGUUGACUGUCACCAUUGGACUCGCAGUCAGCAUCGCCACAGGAGGCAACAGGAACAUUGCGAAACACAUUCCCCUCACGAGUGAGGUCUUCCUCCAGCUCUGGGGUAAGACGAAACUGCUCAAGGUACCCGAAGAAGAAAGAGUGCAAAAAGAGCCCCUCAAAGUUCUCAACAUAUCAGAGAUGGAGGCCCCUUCUUUCGCAUAGAGCAUAUUUCUCAAUCUUUUUACAGCUGCCAAACUGUCUGGAGACGCUCGCUAAGGUUAAAGAAAAGAACACUGCACUGACAAUAGCGAGCUAACAUACACCGUGUAAAUGCCUGUACGUUGGCAGACACUUGUCUCAUGUUGCUUACGCGAUCACGUCACUUGGACGAAAAGAAAAUGAAUGUAUCGAAUAACAUCGUUCACGAAGCUGUGCUGUAAUCGGCACUUACCUUUCUUUAAAAAGAAGAAGUGCGUAAAGUGGGUCGUGAUGUUUUAACACAAAAAUAAUCUACAAACAAUCGCCGUGGAUGACUCGCAAUAUACCACAGUUAAAGCGCCAACUUAAAUGGAGCAAAAAGAACUGUGCCCCGCCGCAAUUUAUCAGUGAAAUUGAAAAGCAAGCUGUCAUAAGCUGCCUGCAGUUCAAAAUACUACUACUUUAAGACGGUACUUUCUGGCUUCACAAAAAAUGCACCGGCAAAGUUUUGGGGGCUACUUGAGCGAAAAAAAGAGACCGGUGACGGAACUGGUAAAAUGUUGUACUGGUGAAAACUGGUAAAAUGGUUGACGAAACUACUCUAGAAAAAAGGUUACAUAAAAUCGCUCAACACUUCAACAACUACUUUCACAGCAUUUUAUUCCACUCAGACGUAGGUAACUUGUUUUAUUCGAGUGCUUUAGGAGCGCAUGGAGUAGACUAUUUCAUACAAUGGUACUGUGUCAAUGCCUUUGAAUUUAAAAACAGUGAAAUCCAUGUGGCCCAGAAUAUAUCCCAAAUACGUUUCUGAAGCAGAAGUUAUUGCUCUAUUUUUUAAAUACUGUUUCGAGCUUCCUUGUUAUCCUCUUAAGUGCCCAAACACUGGAGGACCGCUCAAGUAGUGCCUGUUUUUAAAAAGCGAAAUCAUUCAUCGGUAGAAAACUAUCAACCAAUAUCAUUAACUUCGUUUUGCUGCAAACUAAUUGAGCAUAUCACAGAGUUUUUACCCAAAUCACAGAGUUUUAUCCAAAUCACAGAGUUUUAUCCAAAUCACAGAGUUUUUAGAAAGAAAUUCAAUUUGAACAGGUUGCCAGCACGAAUUCAUAAAAAGGCUAUCCCACUAUGACACAACUGCUAACUGUAAUUCAUUCAUUUGCGAAAAGUAUAGAUAAUAAUGGUCAAGUGGACGCUCCUUUUUCAGAUUUCAGUAAGGCAUUCGACCAAGUAGUUCAUUAUAAACAUAUUCAGAAACUUGGAGAUUACAAUCUUCCAACAUUAUAAUUUCUUGGGUAGAAGCCUAUCAUUCAGAUCGGGUGCAGUUUGUUGCUAUUGAAGGUAUAAACUCGAGCUGUCUUCCAGUAACAUUCGGUGUACUCCAAGGCAGCGUCCGGGGUACACUAUUAUUUUUGUUUAUAAAAAUGACAUUGUCACCGUCGUUACACCAGGUACACAGAUAAAGUUGUUUGCGAACAAUCCUGUUUCAUUAAAGCAAAUAUCUGCAGUGCAUGACAAAAUAGGGCUUGAAAUAAGUUUGCAGAACGUACAAUCUUGGUGUGACAGUUCAGGCAUGGUUUUAAACAAGGACAAGACAGUAAGUUUUCGUAUAACAUGCAAAAAAACCCCACGAAAAUAUACCUACCCACUGGCCACUCCACCUCUUACGGAAGUUUAAAUUACAAAUACUUAAGUGUAACAUUCACGAACAAUUGAUCGUGAAACACGCAUAUUAGCAAUGUUUGUUUCUCCUCCUUCCGUAAAUUUGCUUUCUAAAACACAACCUUCGCAGUUCACCUGCAAGCAUUAAAUUACUUCGAUACAUGGCAUUCAUUCGUACCGAGAAGAGUUAUACGCUUGUAUUAAAUGGCACCCAUACACUUGGCACAACAUUAAAAUGUUGGAUAAAAUCCAGAGAAAAGCUGUUUGGUUUAUUUACUCUAAGUGUAAGCGCACCGAUUCUCCCACACAGCUCAUUAUAUAAAUGUCAUUCCGCUGCUCGAAACACGCCACCAGAAGCUUCGCCUCAACUUUCUACAAGCAUUAAUUAAUCAUGAAUUAUCCAUAGACCCCACGUCAUAUGUGCCCCCUCCCCCCGCCCCCUGUCCACGAGGCGUACACCUAACGAUCACACACAUGCAUUAACCCCUCAUUUUGCAAGGACAGAUACUUACAAAUAUUAUUUCUUCCCGAGAACAGUGACGCAGUGGAACUAUAUGAAUGAAGCUUCCUAAGAAGUAGCUCAUUACCACUGUCUUAUUUUUUGUAUCACCGUAUUCUUUGUAUUCCUUGCAUUUGAUUCUUAUUAUCUUCAUGUUACCUUAUUUAUAUAUUGAUAUUAUGUUAAUUUUUGUUUACAUAUUAGUGUUCUUUGUGCAUUAUGUUUGGAGCUUUGUAUAUUGUUUGGUCUAACUGUAUUGAUGUUUUGUAUUGGACUUCCCGUUUUAUAUUUAUAAUCAGUGCUCUUCCUGCAAGUACCGAAUUCUAGUCUGCAGUAUGUUAUAAAAAAUAAAAAUAAAUAGCGUUAUAUCACCCACGCUAGGACAUUCACAGACGUGCUAAAACUACUGUAAUCAUUAGUUAUUGUACCUGAUAUAACUUGGAAACGGUUGCCGAUGUGGGCUUUCUUUCUAAACUAUUGUAUGAGAUAUAUUUGAUUUUGUAUCCGAUAUUUAUGACGUCCCCUUGAGCAAGAUGCCGUCAGCUUUUCCUAUAUUCUCAAUGUCUCUCAUAGGCAUGACCACUAGCACCGCAGCCUUACCAGGAGCCCACCCCGGGAAAAACGAGGGUAACAUAAGUACUCAGGCUACUUGUUAAAAUGAACAAGAACAUGUUUGGCGAAAACAUGGAUUAGAAUCAUGCCACAACUGGAAGACAUUCAAAGCGGCACCCAGUGGGUACACAUACGCUGUUUAAGAUGACGCAACUGAACUAAGAGAUAUUUCUCGUUAACAAGCGCACACUCGGAAGAAAU